UGGCAGCGGCGUAUUCAGUGUUGUUGUGCGGCGCUGAGAGAAACCACAGACGGGAUUAUGAUUGACUAUAAUGGAGAAACAUGGGAAGAACACGGACUGAGAUCACUGAGUACACGUACGGAGAUUUGGACUGGACGUAAAGACGCCGCAGCCUUUUAAUCACAGUGUUUUCUAGAGAGUUACAGGAAUCUUUGUCAUCCCGGACUGAAGAAAGACAAGGGGGCCCGAAAUCACACGGACGUUGAAGUUGCGCUAGCUGUAAAUACGAAAAGCCUUUUUUUUUCUCCAGUGGGAAUCGACUUUUAAAGGUCUGAAAACUACCUGUUUGCACACACUUUUGGAAGACCGUUAAAGUUACCCUGCAAAACAAGGACUUUGUGCUGGUGCACCGCCAUUCAGCAAGUUGAUGGGAUAACAAACAUUGCCUUUGUUUUUGUCAAAUGGGAGAGACGAUGGGCAGCCAGGGCAGCCCAGUGAAAAGCUACGACUACUUGCUCAAGUUCCUCCUGGUCGGAGACAGCGAUGUGGGCAAAGGAGAGAUCCUGGACAGCCUGCAGGAUGGAUCAGCCGAGUCCCCAUACGCUUACAGUAGUGGUAUCGACUAUAAAACCACCACCAUCCUUCUGGACGGGAGGAGAGUAAAGCUGGAGCUUUGGGACACAUCAGGACAGGGGAGGUUCUGCACCAUCUUUCGCUCAUAUUCCCGUGGGGCUCAGGGGAUCCUGCUGGUGUAUGACAUCACUAACCGGUGGUCAUUUGAUGGAAUCGACAGGUGGAUCAGAGAGAUUGAUGAGCAUGCUCCAGGCGUACCUCGAAUACUCGUCGGUAACCGCCUGCAUCUGGCCUUCAAACGGCAAGUUCCCACCGAACAGGCGAGGGCGUACGCAGAGAAGAACGGCAUGACCUUCUUCGAGGUGAGCCCUCUGUGCAACUUCAACGUCAUCGAGUCCUUCACCGAGCUGUCGCGCAUCGUCCUGAUGAGGCACGGCAUGGAGAAGUUCUGGAAGCCCAACAGAGUGUUCACUCUCCAGGACCUCUGCUGCAGAGCCAUCGUGUCGUGCACGCCGGUCCACCUCAUCGACAAGCUCCCGCUGCCCGUCGCCAUCAAGUCCCACCUCAAGUCCUUCUCCAUGGCCAAUGGCAUGAACGCCGUCAUGAUGCACGGACGCUCUUACUCGCUGGCCAACCCGGGCGGCGGCUCCAAAGGCAAUAGCUUGAAGCGCUCCAAGUCCAUCCGUCCGCCGCAGAGCCCGCCGCAGAACUGCACCCGCAACAACUGUAAAAUCUCCUAAUAAACGGCGUCCCCGAGGGGUCCGUAGGAGACGACGAAUGAUCGACAGCAUGGGAUCAGGAGACGCAUGUACAGGAUGUUGUUAGUUGGAGGAAAAUUGCACAUCCCUGAACCUGAAGAGCCGAAGAGCAGGAAUGACGGAUAAAGGGAUGAGCGAGUGCUUCUACAUGAGGUCAUGUUAGAGAAUAUGAGCUCGAAUGGUGCCUCGACAAGUCGUCGGAGAACGGCGACAGACAUUUUGGUCUCCACAGACCUGAUUCUCACUACUCCCAACUGCUAGAAAGAGAGAACGAGACUCCAGAUUCACUCUGCUGGAGUGUAACUACAUGUACAGAAGUCCCUCACCAACUCAAACAACCAUAUUUAGUUACUCUACAAAACGCACGCCACUCAAUGUGCAUCACAAAAAUCACCUCACGAUCAAUUCUUCGCUUGUAUGUCUUUCUUCUGUCUGACACCUUUUUCUGUCCACAUCUCGGCUUAUUUGAUAUUUUAAAUGACCAAUAAGCUAAUGAUCAAGACACUAGUAACCAGUCAGUCCUUUUAUUGAUCGUUGUUUAUCCUCAGCUGGAUGUGUUUCAACACUUAUUGGAAGUUCAGAUGUUUUAGUUGAUCCACAGGCAACACUUGAUGAAUGAAGGUUCCCAUCUGGUGUUGCAGUGGAGGUCUGACCGCGCCCUAAAAUCCAGAAAGACGCGACCUGAACCAGAUCUCAGGUCUAGACUUGCUAGUGUGCCUUGAGUCCAAGUCCGUUCUAAGUUUUCCGUUUCUUGGUUUAGUAUAAACGAAGCGUAAGCAACAAAAAUACACAUGCUGCAUUUUUAAUGUUCACCUGCAACAAACUGGCUAAAAGCACGAAAACAUCCCAGUCACCGGUUCACUUAGAUUUUAGAUAUUAUAAUUCUGUGGUUUACGCUGCCUCCUCUUUGACGAGAGACGCUCGUUACCAUUAAUACCACUUAACCCUAUAAGUAGCCAGAAAUUAAGUUUUUAACUUGAUGCAAAGUCCAGACAUUUUUCAACAAGGCGAAACGAACAGAAGACGUAAAACAGAGUGAGCAGUAGAUAUUCUGUAGUUUUCAUAUUGAUGUUUUGGCUCUUUUUACCUAUAAAGCUGAAGAUACACGGAGCAACUUUUAGAGCAAUGUUGCUGUCAAUGGUAAUGAGUAAAGAUUACUACCGUAAUCCCCUUCUCCCGCCACUCCGCAACCCUCCCCGCACCGCCGCUAUCUGUUCAAAACAUAAUCGGACUUGCCACCAGCAAGAUUGCCCAGCAACAUUGCUCAAAAAGUUGCCACGUGUAUCAUCAGCUUUAAGAGCUUCUGGGAGUCUGGAGAUGAGAUGGAGAAGGAAAGCUUCACCUUUGCGUCACGCAGGUUUUCGUCACACCCUCCUCCUCCUGUCUCCUCUUCUUCCUUUCCCCUCUUCUUCCCUCUCUGCCAAAUGUUUAGGGACUCUUCUCUUCACGUUCUCAGAUUUCACGCCUCACGUGUCAUGUCACACCUGCUACAUGCAGCGGGAACACGCACACGCCACCGCCAGUCCUGGCUAAUUUAAUACAACACACACAGUUCACUCAACUCUGUCUGCUCCCUCACAGUGAUACUCCACUCAAAUUCUGUUUUAAGUUUCUACUACUGAUCCGAAUAAUCCCUGAUUCACCAAAAUAUGUAUAAAUAAUAACUCCGUAGUAGGAGUGUUUUUGCUGAAAGAGUGUUUUGAACAUACUGAACUGGACUAAUCGGUCAGUUCAAAGAAAAGUAAUAGUUUUUCUAAUCGUUUAAGUCAUUAUUUCAAAGCGAAAUGCUGAAGACUUGCUGUUUCUAGCUUCUCCAGUGUGAGGAUUUGCUGCUUUUCUAUUUUUAUAGUAUUUUAAACUAAAUAUCUUUUGAGUUUCAGACAGUUUGUUGGAACAAAAAAACAAGACGAGAUGUUAUUUUACCCUCUUUUCUGACAUAUUUUUUAGACUAAGUGGUUAAUAAAAUAACAAAUAAUUGACAGAUUAUUUUAUAAUAAAGCUAAUUAAUAAUGUAGCCCCAAAUAUUUAAAAUGGAAACAAAACCACAAACCUUUUAAGCCUACAGAGUGUUUGAUACUGAAAACAAUUUUGGGUGGAAUAUCACUUUAACUGUCCUGUGCCACAUUUUAAAACCAGUAAACACGCAGUUGCCACACCUGUUGCAUUACCCAAGCCUCAGUUUCUCUGUACUAUGUAGAGUCCAUCCCUCCCAUCCGUGGUAUGCACUAAUGUGUCCUCCAUACGUUCGUUUCAGCGAUGGAUGUGGAGCGUGAGGUGAAGGGAAGAGCAAAUAUUUGAGGCUGUCAUGAAAAGCGUAGCUCCUGGCGAUGAUGGUGAAAGCGUCAGUGGAAAGGUCUUGACGGGCGUGAACAGAAAACCGGUCAGAGUAGCUGGACGGGAUCAGGUAACGCAGAGGCAGGAGCUGUCAGGUAAAGUGGAACAUUUCACGUGUUGACGGUAAACAGUGAGCAGUGUCUUCCUCUGAAUGUCGCACUCUCCCCUUGAGGGACCAAACUGGCGGGUUUUGCACGUCAAUAAGUGAAGCAUGAUAGUGAUAUUUUAUCCAUUUUGUUUUUUUGGAGCUGAAACUGUUUCUAAUGGAUCGACAGAAGUAUUUUAACUUUCAGUUAUUUGUUCAAGUGAGUUUUCAAGCAAAAAUACUAAACAUCGGCUGUUUUAUUAUUAUAAAUUGUAAAGAUUUGCAGCUUGGUUUGUUGAUCAGACAAAACUGGCAUAUAUCAGGCUUUGGAGACACAGUUGUAGUAAUUUAGGACUUUCCGUGAGAUUUGUCACCUCAAGAUAAAUAUAAGCUGUGAUUAACAAGCUUUAAAAUAUCAGCCGUCACCUGUUCUCACUCUGUGCUGCAUUCAAGUCCAGUGGGAAAGACAGAAACAGGUGGGCGAGUUGGUAAUAUUAGUCAACAACAAGGAAGCCUGUGGCUGGUGGUUCGUGUGUGAAAAGGUGAUCUGACUGAACCAAGGUCGAACACGUGAACUCUUCCGAUUUGCUGCUUUUUAAACGACUCUGACUGGAUCUCCCGCAGGGAUUAAUGCAUCUCGUCGUCUCCUUCUCUCUCUCUCUCCCUCUGUUCUGCGCCGCCGCCGCCUCCGCAUGCUGUCCCAUGAUUCAUAGCUGCUGAAUAAUAGAUGCUCUUUUUGUAAAUCUCUGGAGGGCUUCAUCAUCAGCACGCCCCUGCUCCGUCUCCACCUCGCCGCUCUUUCCUCCUCCUGUCUUCUACACUGGUUUAUUUCUUCGUCUUCACCAGUGGUCCUGCUUUCUGUCUUGUUUCCUUUCUAUAUAGAAUUCGCCUGCUGGCUUUCACGCCACAUUUUCUCCUCAGGUGUUAAGUGGGGUUGUCCCCCUAAACCCGGUCCAGUCCAUUCAGCCCACUCCUCUGUCUAAUCUCAGGGAGCUGUCUUUGCCUCCAGACUCGUGCGGUGAAAACGCUUUAGAAAGAGACUUCCACUGAUCCAGAGUCAGAUUAAAGCAGUGUAGCCAAGACCAAUCUAUUAACUUGCUUUAGCCCGUUUACUACACAUGAUCAGUGGGCCCGGUUCUGCUUGUGGCCCUAAAGCUCACUCGCUGGUUGCACAUGUUCAGAGUUCAGAUUUUUUAUUUUUUUUCACGGUGUUUGUUUUGAGGAUGUUGAUGUCUGCGAGUUUCUCCUCCACUUUGGUCCAAACUGAAAAUAUGGAUUGUGUUUGGAUGGAUUGUGAUGAUUCAGACGUUUUUGUUCACCUCGGGAUGAACUGUAAUAAGUUUAGUGAUCCUCUGACGUUUCAUGUAGCGCCAUCAUCAGGUUCAACAUUUUCAUUUGUCAGACACUUUAUUUUAUGAACAAAUACCUGCAACAACAUUCCCAUCAGCCUCAGCUGUUCUUUUUUGGUUAGUGGCAAUUAGCAAAGAUUAACAUUUUAAACAUUAUACCUGCUAAACAUCAGCACGUUAGCGUUGCCGUGGACUCUUCGUAAUGUCCAUGAUACAUUGAGCUGUGAGAAGACUCGGAAGAACACGUUUAUAAAUAGAGAUGCAUGUGAUUUUGUAGUAAAUGGGUUAAAAUCUGUAGAAACGCACGGUUUGGUCGUAAAAGGAGGGUUAAAAAUGAACUGGUGUCUGAGCAUUUGGUUCAUGGCUGCGGUCUCCACGUGUCCCCUGGUUUAAGGGCGAGAUACAGGUUUAGAAACAGCUGACACAGGCCGCACACCUUGUAUUUUGUGUUAGCGUUAGAUUCCUCACCACCCGUGUUUUUAAAAGUCUGUAAAAUGAGCCCGAAAAAGGAAUUUAGCUCGAGCUUGUUGCCAAGAUUUUAUAAAAAGAGGUUUCCCUCUCUGUGCUGAACAGGAAAAGGCCUUUAUUAUUGUUGUUGCUGCUGACUCACAGAGCAUAAAAACCCUCACUGGGUGCAAUGAUAUCGUUUUGUUUGAUAUUGUACAUCCAUCCUCUUUGUGUUACGUGAUUACAGAUGUUUUCCUCACAUGAUUUUUGGUUUUACGUGUCUCCUCUUUGUUUGUUUUGUUUUGUAUGGAGCCCCUCAGUGUUUGUGAACCCCUUUGCAAUGAUUGUGUUCCUCCUGAAUUGAGUUUGGAUUAUCAAAGACAUGUUGGGAGAUUCAGGGAUGCCCUCUGAUAUUGCCUGUUUGUGGAAGUGUUUGUAUAAAAGAGCAGACUGUUGUGAUGAUGACGACGACUUAAGACGCAAAAAGAAAAAGAAGAAAAACGCCUGUAAAACACUAUUCUGGGUUUUUUGGUUAAAAGCUGCUGAUUAAUCUGGUGUGUGUGUGUGUGUGUGUGUGUGAGAGAUUGUGUGUGUGUGAGAUUGUUCUUCAAACAUCAAGCUGAACAUUUUAUCUUUCUUUUUUUUAAAUUAUUGAUUGUACAGUUUCAAGGCGAGGGUAUGAAGAGAGACUUUUUCACAAUAAAAAUGUUGAAUGUUGGA
Molecule: messenger RNA, 6245 nt
Organism: Micropterus dolomieu (smallmouth bass)
Lineage: Eukaryota; Metazoa; Chordata; Actinopteri; Centrarchiformes; Centrarchidae
Product: ras-related protein Rab-40C
Exons: 8
Coding region: 441-1292 (283 amino acids)
Biological process (GO): intracellular signal transduction; protein localization to plasma membrane
Cellular component (GO): synaptic vesicle; endosome; plasma membrane
Molecular function (GO): GTPase activity; GTP binding
Source: RefSeq, a predicted model, not a curated record